CAGCAAGCAGCGCACUCACCCAUUCACUCUCAGUUUUAUCCUCUUCCGCACCCGCGACCUUCGGUGCCUCCCCCGCGUCACGACCCGCGCACGACACCAUCCCUCCCUCGCCGCGCAAGCUAUGAAGGCACAGGUCCGCUCCCUAUUCUCCAAGCACGGCUCGCGGAAAGCCAGCAAACACGAUCAUGCGACAUCCUCCACGCGUCCCCGUGCGACCCCCUCACAGCGACUCCCGCCCCAGCUGCCUCCCGAGAUCUGGGCGCACAUAUUCACCUACGCGACCGGAAGCGUCACACCGAGUAGCUGGGAUGGACCCGAGGAAGGGGACGAUGAGCUUCUGGCGUCACUGCCCAAGGCGAAGGAGCCCAGGCUCGGCGUGCAUCCCAUGGAGCUGAUGGACGAGGAUGAGGAGGACGAUGACUUUGACUUCCUCGAGUCCUCAUCACCCUAUGGCCGCGAUAGCGCCGCCGGAUCUCGCGGCUUCCUCUCCCCUCGUCCUGGCCCGCCCGACAUGGCUACUAAAAUGGCUCUGAUGCUCACCUGCCGCCGAUUCGCAUCCAUCGCCACGCAGCAUCUCUUCCACACGGUCUACAUCAGUCACAAGGAGCAGGCUAGGCUCCUUGCCCAACGGUUGCAAUACCAGGACUCGCAAGGGAAUAUCGGCAUUCACAUCCGUGUUGUCCGUAUCGCACCAGUGCCUUCGACGCGCGCAAUGCCUCCGUACGCACAUGGCUCGAGCAGGGUUGACGACAAGGAGGACCCAUCAGGUCACUUCGAGUUCGAUCCCAGCUUGUACUGUAGUGGCGAUCAGACCCCCGCGUACGGAGGAUACGACAGCCCGAUCCCGUCGGUUUUCGAUCGCGUCGAUGCUCGCGACGUGUGCACCAUCCUCCUACACGCCUCGAACUUGGAGGUGUAUGAGGACCAUGCGGGCGUGCGGUAUAGCUUGUUCGACGCUGGUGGGCAGUGUACACCCGAUGCCGUACUUGACAUCCUCGCCAGCCGACAGCUUACGCGCCUCGCUUGGACGACCUACGCUCACCCGAUGCCGCUUGCUCCUGCGCUCGUCCGCAUGAGCACGACGCUGCGGUGGCUCGAGCUGCAGUGCCUCGAGAACGAGGAUGCAGACGAGUUCGGCGCGUUGGACGAGUACGGCAUCCCGCAGCACGACGUCAGCGCGAUGAAUGGCGGGAUGGAAGCGGAUGCGGUGUGCUUGGCGGAAUUGCAGACGCUGAAGCUUACCCUUUCGAACCCGAUGCUGAGACUCUUGGCUGCCUGGCAGCUCCCGAAGUUGCGCAACCUGAGCAUCCUGGCGAGCGACUUCGCGUACGCGGGUGAGGGCUUCGGGGCGUUCUUCGAGUCUCACGGCUCGCGCAUCCGCCAGCUCGAACUCGGUCACAGCUCCGCGACGAUCGAGGAAUACUGGUUGAGUCGCGGCCUCGAGGCUGGCGCUCCUGGUGGCAUUCUCCGCGGUCGCGAGGGCCUCCUCGCUGGCUGGUGUUCGAACCUCAAGGAGUUCAUCUGCAGUGCCGACGCCGAAUGGAACUGGCAUGACCCGGACCGCAUUCGGCCGCAUACCCUGUUGAAGUCGCACCCGACGUUGCUGUUCAUUGGUGUACGGGAUAUUGAGAAGCGGCUGAGGGAUGAUUUGGAGCUGGCAAGGGCGAGGAGGAGAGGCAGGAGGGGUCCGGAUGGGGUGGAGGUGCACUCGUACGCGGAGCAGGUUGGCAAUGAUGGCGAAGAGGUGUUCUUCAGGCUGUUGGAGCAGAUGCAAAGCUUGCUGAGGAAGGGGGACUUCCCGGCGUUGAAGUUCGUCCGCGAUAUGGGUUGUGCGAUGUUCAGCCCCCCGUCGGCGCCGUACAUCCCCGAGGAGGAUCUUGAAGCUGGGUUUGCGGCAAUGAAGCGCCAGGUCAAUGUGCGUAAGCACAAGGCUGUCAAGCGCUUCUUGCCCUCGCCAACCGCCACUCCGGCUACGCGCGCAUCCUCCGCCAAGCCGACGCGGUCUCCGUCACUGUCCGGCGUGAAGCCUCAGGCGACCCGGCAAAAUCGGGCGACCACCUCGCAGCAGGUUGAAGCGCUCACGUUGGCAACGUCUUCGAUGUCGCUGAACUCGCGUGCGCCGCUGCUGUUGCACGAGAACUCCACUCGGCCGUCUACUGCUGCACCUGCGGCAUUCACGGGUUCGCCGCCAGACGAGCCUGUCAUCGCUCAGCCUGCGUACUACGUUACCACGGCAUCGCGCCCUCCGCAUGCUGUGUUCAUCCAUCCGCCGGGCCCUGAAGGAUCAGUAGAUGUAAAGGGCAAAGGCAAGGCCGUUGAGGUCUCUCCUUCCAGGGAGGUGUCCCCGGUCAGGUCACUGUCCAGCGAUGUGUGCACACAUGGGCAGGAAUGGGCUGGAAAUGGUGGCGAUACAUGGGCAGGGCGCGAGCCCAGUCCCAUCCGCUUUGCUGAGCGCCCUCGGGCACGCUCGGGAUCCAUCGGGGACGAGAGCAUCAAGUCGCAGGAGGAGAUCGAUGCUAUGUACGCUCAGCCGGGGCAGAGCUACGUUGCCGGCGUCACCGUAACUAUCGAGCGGACGGAGACAUUCGAGCGCAAGCACGCGGUGUCGCAGACGAUGCGCAAGUCGCUUGAGACCAUCCAGCAGAAGCGGCACGAGGUUGCGCCCUGGGAGGCGCAGGAGGAGCAGCGCGAGCAGGAGAUCGCGAAGCGGCUGGAGGUCGUGCCUUGGGAGGAGUACGAGGAGGGCUUUGCGGGCGCGCCGCAUACGGUUAUCGAGCAUGACUGCGUCGACGAUGAGUGGGAUACGCGCGGGCGGCCGAGAUGGCGCAGGCUCGCGUCCGCGUCGGCGGUUGCUCUGCGGAGCACGUCGUGCCUAUCGCUGUCGGGGUCGCCUAGGAUGGACUCAACUUUGCGUCCGCGCUCGUGCUCUUCGGGGCGGUCUGGGCGGCGGGCAGAGAGCCCGAUUGUGUUCAAGCGCGCGGAGACCCCUACUGGGCCGUGGCCGUGCGAGACCCAUGUCGACCUGUAUGGCAAGGAUGGCGCUGUUCGCUACGGCGACAGUGCACUUGCGGCUCGCGCGCCCACGCCCGAGAUGUGGAACACGCGCACGGGCAGCCCGAUCCACUUCGCUGCCAACGACGAGGCAGAGGAUGACACGAACUCGAGCGGCACGGAGACGGCAUGCGAGAGCGAGGACGGCACGACCGACUCGGACAUCGAUGUCGAGUCCCCCUCCGCUCUGUCGCCGUCGGAGGUCGACCUCGAUGAGAUGAACGCGUCGGAGGUCUUCUUUGAAGAGCCAGCGAACUACUCGACGGUCGCGGAGUGGGUACUGGCGGCGCAGAAGCAGUCAUACGGCGAGGUGAACGUCUACGACGAGCAGCCGCGGGAGGAGGCAGGCGCCUCGUUCAUCGAGCGCACGCUGUCAUUCCGUCGGGGCAGCGCAUCGUCGGAGCAUAUGACUCAGUGCAAGAAGGCAGCAGCCAAGGUGGCGCAGCGUCUGCACCACGCGGCGUCGUUCAACGUCGCGUCGGCGACCAGGCCCGAAGAGCGCUGGCGCAGCGACGACCUCCCAGAUGCUUCACCCCUCGAAGUCAUCAUCGGUCCUGCCGACGGCUUCCACGUCUGCGACGGUCACCAGCAGCUCCCUUGGCUUGUCUCGAUCCUCGAAGGUCGACGGCCAGCGCAAGUCAAAGAACAAGCGCAAGACCCUUGGGUUCCACAACCCCUUCGCAUCGCUCACCCACGGCAUCCGCAUGAGCGUCGUUCGGGAGCAGGUCACGGAAGACGAGGUUCCGGCUGCAACUGCGUCGUCGCCCUCGUCGACCUGGGAGUUCGUCGAUGCGCCUACCCCGCCUCGCACCUGGACCGUGCUCGAGGACGAGGAUGUCGGCGGUCGUACUUCACGUUCCUCCUUCGGCUACGGCAGCUCUCGCGCCAGCAAUGCCUUCGACGAUGAUGACUUCAUCAUCGAGACGCCUCGCCCUGCUAUCUCCAAGCCUCAAACCUCCCUUCAUCCUCUGGCUGCAGCCCCUCUGCCGAAGGCCGCUCUCGACGCCCUCAAGGCGUCCGCGCCUCCUGUCAAGACGUACCCGACUGCAGCGACUCCUGACCCUCAAGCCUUCUAUGCUCCUCCUCCUAUGCCUGAACAGCCAUCAAACCCCUAUGCGACCCUCUCCCGCGCGGACCAGAACCGCAUCCUUACCUUCUAUCGCGCCCUGUUCGAGCGCUGCCGUGAGAACGGCGUGUGGCUCGAGGGGCGCGAAGGCGUCAACGUGACGGUCGCGAAUAUGCGGCGUGUGCGGGCGGGUAUGAGCCAGUAGACGCUGCCUAUCCGCCGCGAAUGUUGAUGUCUUUCAUCAUCUUUCCCAUCGUAUAUACCUCCAUCGACAUACUCAUCAUCGCACCCGUCUAUUUAACCGUCAAUCUGUUGUCGCCGCCCUGUUUUCGUUCUGGUGCUUUCGCGGACUGUUUAUGUAUCGGUUGGUAAUCAUUUCCAUCUCUCACUCUCAGCAUCAUCGACAUCGACA
Schizophyllum commune H4-8 is the source of this 4529-nucleotide messenger RNA. RefSeq lists its product as uncharacterized. The record is from RefSeq and is a predicted model, not a curated record. The annotation marks the transcript as partial. The transcript is spliced from 10 exons. NCBI's taxonomy places the organism in Eukaryota, Fungi, Basidiomycota, Agaricomycetes, Agaricales, Schizophyllaceae.